AUGGCAGCUGUUGGAAUUCCGCGCCCGAACCGUGGUUCUGCACCUGCGGACCGCGGGGAAAAUCAAAAUUUCGCAGUGCCAAGACCUACCAGAAACGCGACAAACAAUAACAACAACCACGCCAAAAUGGACCAGCUGAUAGCUGCAGCGAAUGCAGUUAUUCGCCAUAUGGAGAAUACUGGCCAGGAUGAGCCCAUUGUCACCCGGUUCGCCGUCACGGUCCACCAGUUCGCCGAGCAGGCAAAGCAGAGUGUCAGCGCUCAAGGGGAGAUGGCCAAGGUGAUCUCCACUCUUGAAGCCAUUGCCGCUGACACCCAGCGAUUAAAUACCAGAAUUGAUAGCAUUGAGAAGUCAGCGAGCUCUGUAACAUCCACUUCGACCCUGUCGUCCACAGACCGCUGGAAAGCCUUCCGGGCGGGUGCCUGGCGCACGACUCCGGCCGAUCCCCCCAUCAAUCGCAGCAACGGCACGGCGUCGCCGGGUGUGACCGAGGUCGAGCUCCGUGAAGACCGCUCCAUAACGGUCAAGGUGGACCCGACGUGCCGGGAUAAGGAAAAGCAAGCCAGGAAGAGGAUUUUGGCUGCGCUGGCUGGAAAUGCGUACUUCUGCGCUGCCCAAGUGCUGCCGUCUGGUGACGUUUCGAUGCUGGUCAAUUCUGCUGCCGCACGGAUUCAAAGUCCGUCCUGGGGCGUCGUGGUCCACGGUCUUCUAAUCUGGAGCUUCAAGCUCACACCUAAAUCGAGGGCAGGCUUGGCGGAAAUUGUGCAUCUUGACUGGCUUAUCCGCCCGCGAGAGACCCAGCGCGAGGCUUCCGUUAUGAUGGAAUUCGACAAUCCAGCAGUUGCCAAUCAGGCGAUUGAUCAAGGUUUAUACUGGAAUUUGGAGGUCCAUUCAGUCGUCUUCUUCUAUCGUGACGGCAGGGUGAAGUUGUGCCGUAAGUGCCAGAAACCCGGGCAUGUGCAAUCACACUGCCCAAAUCGAAGCUUUACCUGCGGCCACUGCGCCGACGAGCACCCGACCUGGGAGUGCCCGUCCGCCAGUGGCAGCCCAAUCCAUAUCAAGUGUGCUAACUAUUCCGGCCCUCACCGGCCCACGAGCCUGGAUUGUCCCGUCAAGCGGAUAGCCAAGGCCAAGGCUGAACAGAUUAGGGCUAAAUGCCCUCCAUAUCACCGUGUUCCACUGCAUUUCCGUGACCAACGAGCGCCAGCAGCAGCUCCAGCAGCUCCAGCAGCUCCAAUAGCUUCAUCAGCACCGUUGGCCCCGGCUCCAGCAGCCCCAGCUCCACAUCCAGCAGCCUCCAUAUUCAACUUUAUGCAACCAACCGGGCUCGGCGAGUCAGUCCACGCGCCAGCGAGUCAACAAACGAGCCAGCAAGCAACUCAACCAGCAAGACAGCCAGCCAGCCAGCCAGCCAGCCAACCACGUGCUCGCGGACGGCCCAAAGGCUCCAAGAACAAGUCCAAAACCUCCACUUUCAGCGACAAGAGCCUCCCAACUCAGCCUGAAUUAACCGAGAACGCUCUUUCCAUCACCAAGGUCGCCAGGAAUUCCCGUUCGCAGCAGAUCAUGCUCCAGGACCCUAUUUCCGACCCAGAACGUCUCUUGCAGCACAAAAAACGCCGCUUUGAGGAGCCCCAGGACGUUAUGGACGAAGACCAAGAGCUCCGAGCUCCAUCUCCAGUUCCAGUUCUAUCUCCAGCUCGUCCAAUCCUAGCUCGUCCAUCUCCAGCUCGUCCAGCUCCAGCUCGUCCAUCUCAAGCUUCUCGAGCUCUCCUAUCCAACAACUCACUCACACAAUAUGCGGAAUUGAAGCAGAAAUUUGGAAUUCAAAGCAGCCCCGCACGCGAGCAACAGACGCGGUUAAAGCUCUUACCGCCACAUCCACCAGCGCCAGCGCCCACCGAGGAGACUCUGCCACCUAGCCACGGGCUCCAAUUCAGUGAUAUUAUUGACGCCGACGCGUAUCACUUCGGCAGCACGCCUCCAGAGCCGGAGCCGGAAGAUGAGUUCUUCCACGAAGCCUCAGAAUACAGCGAACAAGACGACCACGACGAGACUACUUCAUCUAAUGAAUAA
Molecule: messenger RNA, 2076 nt
Organism: Penicillium longicatenatum
Lineage: Eukaryota; Fungi; Ascomycota; Eurotiomycetes; Eurotiales; Aspergillaceae
Exons: 4
Coding region: 1-2076 (691 amino acids)
Molecular function (GO): zinc ion binding; nucleic acid binding
Source: RefSeq, a predicted model, not a curated record